Molecule: messenger RNA, 13139 nt
Organism: Eriocheir sinensis (Chinese mitten crab)
Lineage: Eukaryota; Metazoa; Arthropoda; Malacostraca; Decapoda; Varunidae
Product: choline/ethanolamine kinase-like
Exons: 8
Coding region: 314-1141 (275 amino acids)
Biological process (GO): phosphatidylethanolamine biosynthetic process; CDP-choline pathway
Cellular component (GO): cytoplasm
Molecular function (GO): ethanolamine kinase activity; choline kinase activity
Source: RefSeq, a predicted model, not a curated record
UGUACCUCUUCUGUGUUCCAGCGGCGGGCUGUCUAAUCUCCUCUACUACUGUGCCCUGCCCGCCUCCCACCCACCCAAGGCCACCGAGCCCUCCGAAGUGCUGCUCAGGAUAUAUGGACAGGUCCACGGGGAGGAUGCACUGGAGUCCGUGCUGGCGGAGAGCGUCAUCUUCGCCCUGCUGUCGGAGCGUCGCCUUGGCCCGCGCCUGUAUGGAGUGUUCCCCGGCGGCCGCCUGGAGCAGUUCAUUCCUGCUCGUCCCCUUUUCACGCGGGAGCUGGCCGACCCGGAGCUCUCGGCCAUCAUUGCCACCAAGAUGGCCAACAUUCAUGCCCUAAAUGUGCCCAUCAGCAAGGAGCCGUGCUGGAUAUGGAACACAAUGGAGAGGUGGCUCCGCACAAGCCAGGAGUUCCUGAGCCAGAAGCCACAGCUGGGGCGUGAGCAGGACAGCAGCUUGGUGGAGCGCCUGCAGCAGGUCGACUUCCAGAAGGAGAUGGAGUUCUUGCGUCAGGUUGUGGCGCGCGUCCAGUCCCCUGUGGUGUUCGCCCACAAUGACAUGCAGGAGGGGAACAUUCUGCUCAAGACGGGGCCCAAGCCAGCCACUGGGAUUGACCGCAUUGCACUCAUCGACUUCGAGUACUGCUCCUACAACUAUCGCGGCUUCGACCUGGCCAACCACUUCUGCGAGUGGAUCUACGAGUACAAGUUGCCCGUGCACCCGUACUUCACUGUGGACUGCGACAACUACCCCAGCCGACAGAAACAGGUGAACUUCAUCAGGAUGUACCUGGACGCCUACGAGAGGAGCCGGAGGGGCAAGUCAGCGGCAGUGGCGGCGGCAGCACUGAGCAACGGCACUGAGGAAGCGGCGGCCUUGCAACAGAACGGCGCAGUGGGUGCAGUGGCGUGCGCCCCCAGUCACCCGGCGGAGGAGACACUACUGCAGGAGGUGGCAGCCUUCACCCCCGCCUCGCACCUCUUCUGGGCGCUCUGGUCCAUCGUGCAGAGCAAGGCCUCCACCAUACCCUUCGGAUACAUGGAAUACGCCGUCACCAGGAUGGAGCACUACUUCCAGGACAAGGCCAAGCUGCGUCUGGACCAGCUCACCAAGCGCAAGUCUGACGCCAUCACCGAGGAGGGCUAGUUAGGGCGGCGCCAGCACGAGCCACACACAGGACACCCAGCCACGCCACAGCUGUGCGAGGACAUUCUGGUGCCUUAGAACUGUGCUGGGUUGGGCUGUGUCCUCGGCAAGAGUGGGAGGAGAAAGGGACACAAGAGGGACCAUGGUGCUAUUUUUACUGUGGGUGUGUGUUUAAGGCGAGUGUGGCGGAGGUGGUGGUUCAGGUUGCUUGGUGGCGCCGGAGUGCUGCGGUAACUCUGAGAAGGAGAGAUUUAAUAUUCGAGCUUUUUAGGAGUCUUAGCUUGACCUACAGUAUUUGCAUCACAGUUCUCCGAUGCGCCGUUAGAAUGAGUGAUGUGCAAUGAUGUAACUGCUGCUGAUGAUGAUGAUAGCAAGUAGUGUCUGUGUCUGUGUGUGUGUGUGUGUCUUUACCAGCAGCGCCACCUCCAAAGGCAGUGUAUUCAUAUCACAGUUCUCCGAUGCGCCGUUAGAAUGAGUGAUGUGCAAUGAUGUAACUGUUGAUGAUGACGAUGAUGGUAGCAAGUAGUGUCUGUGUCUGUGUGUGUGUCUGUGUCUUAUCAGCAGCGCCACCUCCAAAGGCAGUGUAUUCAUAUCACAGUUCUGCCGAUGCGCCGUUAGAACGAAUGACGUGCAAUGAUACAACUGUUGAUGACGUUGAUACCAGGUCCUGGGUCUGCACCUUACCGGCAGCACCACCUCCCAGGGCAAUCGUAAGCACCUCGUUCGCGAUAUCAUAUUUUUCUUGCAUUUGUAUUCUUUAAUGACAAAGUUCAUACCUGGGGACUCGCUGAUAUUGUGCAUUAGCCGACAUGACGCAGAGGGGGAGUUUUGGGAUGGAGAGCUUCCCUGGUUUCCCUGUAGCUGUAUGCACGACUAAUGUUGGUCUCCUGUAUUGUCUGUUUAUAGAUAUGUUGGUCUGGCAUUACUUGGGCAAAACCUCCUUGAGUUCAUGAGGGAAAGGAAGUCUGUGAUCUGGCCUUAAUAUUCAUCUUUCCUCCUCCUCCUCCUCUUGGUCCUUCUUAUAAACUGGAGAUGAAAACAAUGAUCCAGGAACUUGUAUAUUAGGUCACCCUUUGUUAGUCUUCAAGGCAUACACGAGGAUGACUUGUCUUGGGGAAGGGUAAGGUAGGGGAGGGAAGGGUGUGUGGGCUGUGACUCAUGCUCUGUGAUGUCUGACGGCUGGCAACCUCCCGCCCUUCGUGUUUGUAAAUACUUCAUGCGCCUCCAUCACGCACCAUUCUCUCAUCCACUCACCCACUCAUCCACUCAUCCAUGGCACGAAGGUGGUGGUGGUGGCAGCGGUGGGCGAGGCCGCUGCUUAGUCCUCCAUGGGGUGUCUGUGCUUCAGCUUGUGGGCGAUAAAUGGAGGUGAUGCAACGUAGGUCUUUGUUGUGCAUCUUGGCAGCGUUUUUUCCGCUUGUGUGUUGCGGCGUUGGAGUCUGGAGGGAGUUAUGAAGCACAAUACUGUUCUUGUAGGUGUUCUUUCAAUGAUAGUGUGUGUGUGUGUGUGUGUGUGCGCUAGGCUGCCACAACACACCCACACUGGCAGGGAGCUCCUUCACACACAGGGUUUUGCUUGCUUGCCGUGCCUACUGUUCAUGUUAGUACUUCUUGCCGGGGUUAAAUGUACAAGAGAAGUUGAGAUGAGGUAUGAAAAUGAGCCUGUAAAAGUGAAGUGCGUUUUGUCAAGGUUAAUGUUGACGAUGGCACACAAAUCCAUCAGUCCAUCACGAUUUCUUGCACUCCAAAUUUCAGACCACUUAAUUCUUGACGGGUAUUUUUUUCUUUGCAUUAACUUCGAGUGUCGGAUUUCCUGAUCAGUGGAAUUCAGACCAAUGUACUUUCGUUGUAGUUCACAAUUUCAAAACGACACAAACACACAAAAAAGCAACAACUCCAUAUAAGCCUUUUGUUGUAGUUUGCAAUUUCAAAACGACACAAACACAAAAAAGCAACACCUCCAUAUAAGCCUUUUGUUGUUGUUUGCAAUUUCAAAACGACACAAACACACAAAAAAGCAACAACUCCAUAUAAGCUUUUUGUUGUAGUUUGCAAUUUCAAAACGACACAAACACACAAAAAAGCAACAACUCCAAAUAAGCUUUUUGUUGUAGUUUGCAAUUUCAAAACGACACAAACACACACAAAAAAAGUAACAACUCCAUAUAAGCCUUUUGUUGUAGUUUGCAAUUUCAAAACGACACAAAUACACAAAAAAAGCGACAACUCCAUAUAAGCCUUUUGUUGUAGUUUGCAAUUUCAAAACGACACAAACACACACAAAAAAAGCGACAACUCCAUAUAAGCAACGGUAAAAACUGUCACAAAAAAGGAGAACGACUUCCGCUGAGGUUCAUUAUCACCGUGAACUCAAUUUUCCGAGGCGACUUUCCCCCAGGCAUGAGCAUGAAUGAGAAGGUGUGUACGAGAAGGCAAGCAGACCCUAAAUAAACACACACACACACACACACACACACACACACACACACACUUUUCCUGUAUUUCACAACUAGGUAAAUACACACACACACACACACACACAAGGUAUUUAACACAUUCUCUUUGGAACAUCAUAUACCUUUACAAUGUGCUAAUGUUAUGUGACUUUAGUAAACUUAUCUAUAACCUUCUUUACGUCUUUCUUCUUCAUUUUGUUCUUCUUCUUCUUUUUCUUCUUCCUUUCGUUCCUUUUUUUCCUCUUGUUCUUGUUCUUUUACACAAAUGAACACUACCAUUCCCAUCAUCCGUGAAAGGUUGAUGAGCUACACAACAAACUCUUUUCAUCAUCCGUCGAGUAAGGUGGAUGAGUAAAUAAGUAAUCACAGACCAAUCUUUUCAAGGGAACACUCAUGCGAUUGUACAAAGAUGCUAUUCAAUCAGUAUUUUCUUCACUCCAUCCCUUUCCGUGCAAAGCAACACUGAGGGUACUGUAUAUGCUCAUGCGAAAGGCUGACGUCCCCCAAAGACUACACGUUUGAAAGGGGAAUUACGUUUAUCCCCGGAAAAGCAUCAUCCAUAUAACACUGUACCCCCUAAACCUCAUUUUCUCUGAUAGAUGAACAUGCCUAGCCUCCUCUGCCCUGAGCUAUUAUCCCACAAAGAUUUAAUGUUUGCUUCGGGAAUGAAUUUGACCCACUAGAAAAGGUAUAUAAUAGUGUACCCCCUAAACCUCAUUUUCUCUCAUGCAUUUAACUGAUAAACUGAUGAAUGAACCUGCCCAGUCUCCCAGUCUCCUCUGCCCCUCUGAGUGAAAUUUAUAGAUGUAGUGUUGUGUUGGUUAGGUUGGUACUAAUGCCUAGAGUCUACCAGUGUUACCAAUCUAACCAAUACGACACCCAUUUCUAUAAAUUUUGCUCAAAUCCUAUUCCAACGGCUCAAGGGUGUUCAAUUUUGGGGGGGGGCAACUGUACGUGACUUCCGGCGACUGGUUGAAAGGGAAACAAGUGAAGAGAGGCAGAGGAGGAGUUAAUCCACCAAGUUUAUAUUCAUCAGAGUCAAAAAAUAUUCAAAAAUGUAACUUUUCCAUGAGCAUAUACAGUGAUGGAACCCUCACAGAUGACUAAGUGCUUGGACUCAUAUAAGCCAAUUAAGAAUAGUAUUUCUUUGCUCCUCGACAUAAGAGAGGGCCAGAGAUGUAUAUUUAUAAGCUGUGGUGCUGUUGAUGUUAACCAAAACCUGUAUGAUAGUGAUGUCACACUAUUCCACACAUGACCAACACAACACUCUUAAGUUCCUGCAGGCACAGCAGUCACUCACUCACUCAGUGCUCACCAGUAUCAAGAUAUUAAGAGUCCGGUCCUUCCAAGCGACUGUACAAGUGUCCAAACCAAACGGCUCCCCUUGUGUGUUUGGUGUUCCACAAGGCAAUGGGCUGCAGAAACUUCUUGUGUAGUAUUUUCAUGUGUAUUGGCUUCUCUACAACCACCACAUACUGUACAUGAAGCUCCUGUAUAGUUUCUGGACUUUCGUAGGAAAGCAAACACACUUGGAAGGUAUGCAGUUUGAGUUUGGUGUUUAUGAAGCUGUGUCAUUGGGCUGGGCUGAGCCAAGCCAAAUAAGUGAUCCGCUGUGCCACCGAUCAUUCCUGCGGCUCCCACUGAGGCUACAGAAACACUGCAUUACAACAUUGUUUUGUCCGGGCCAUGCGGACAGCAACCAUUCCUUGGUCAUUAUGCAUCAGGACAUCAUGAAUCACUGGCUGUCUCUCAUCACAGCAAACAUAACCCUGCUAGGCUGUAGUUAGAAUAAUCUUCAUGUGAAGUUAAAGGAUAUUCUGUGUAUGGUAAGACCAUGUAUUGAAAACUAGUUCAUAAUUGUGGGAGUAUUCUUCCUUUCCUGAUGACGGAAAAGUCCCUUCAAAAUAGGUCAUAUUUCAUGUCAAGUUUGCAAUAAAAAAAAAAAAAAAAAAAAAAAUGGAUAAAAAAAUAGCAUAGAAGAGCAUACUACACGAAGGAAGCAGAAGAUGUGUAAUAAUAAAAUAUAAAAUCUUUUUACGAUAAUUUAAAACUAAAAUGUUAAGACAAUGAAAAAGAAGCUGCCGGAGCAGUUAACGUUUUCUGAAUUUCCUGAACACUCGUUCCUGCCGCCGGGUGUGCCAGUGGGCAGGCGGCAGACAUUCCCUGAGUUUUGCAUUUAGGCGGCAAGGUUAUGCUGCAUCACCGUGGAGUCUAUAGUGUAAUGUUACGCUGCAUUACCGUGAAGGGGAGUCUGUAGUGUAAUGUUACGCUGCAUUACCGUGAAGGGGAGUCUAUAGUGUAAUGUUACGCUGCAUUACCGUGAAGGGGAGUCUAUUGUGUAAUGUUACGCUGCAUUACCGUGAAGGGGAGCUUAUUGUGUAAUGUUACGCUGCAUUACCGUGAAGGGGAGUCUGUAGUGUAAUGUUAUGCUGCAUUACCGUGAAGGGGAGUCUGUAGUGUAAUGUUACGCUGCAUUACCGUGAAGGGGAGUCUGUAGUGUAAUGUUACGCUGCAUUACCGUGAAGGGGAGUCUAUUGUGUAAUGUUACGCUGCAUUACCGUGAAGGGGAGCUUAUUGUGUAAUGUUACGCUGCAUUACCGUGAAGGGGAGUCUGUAGUGUAAUGUUAUGCUGCAUUACCGUGAAGGGGAGUCUGUAGUGUAAUGUUACGCUGCAUUACCGUGAAGGGGAGUCUGUAGUGUAAUGUUACGCUGCAUUACUGUGAAGGGGAGUCUAUUGUGUAAUGUUACGCUGAAUUACCGCGAAGGAGAGUCUACUGUGUAUUUUUCGUUGGGGUGACUUGUGCAGGGGAAGGGUCUGUAUAUUGUGCUUGUGCUUACCAGUGCUCUUGUUGUGAAUCAAAAUGGAUGAGUUGAGGGAGUUGUGCAAUGUGAAAAAAAGAGAAACACUGGAAGGGGCAAUGUCUGGGGAACCAUAUACCUGGGGAGGAAAGAUUAACGGGGACGGAGACUUGCCAAAUUGUGCCGCGGUGGUGGUGAUGUGCAGCCAUUGUGAGGCUCUGAGGGUUCAUGAUAUACAAUUGCUGUCAUAUAUUUGUUGGCUGAUUGUAAUGAAUGCAGCGAUCAUCUUUAAUAAUUACAUGCACAGUAUUGGACCAGUGAGUAGCGGACUUUUUUUUCCACAUUUGUUUCCUUUUUUUAUGCCCUUGAACUGACUCCUCUGUUAAAAAAGAAAAACAACAACUUUGCUCUCAUAUUAACUGUAAAAGUGUCAGUCCAGGAGGUUAUUUUAUAUGUGCCCACUGGUUGAACUAAAAGGUUAUACUGAUUAACUAUUAUUACCAGAUGUACGAGACAGCAAAACAGAGAAUUGAGUUUUAUACAGAGAAAAACAGCAAACAACGUACUCUUAUAAGUCUAAAACGUGGGUCCUGCAUUUUCUCUGAAGUUGAACAAAGGCAGUAAGAGUGAUCAUUUAUUAUUGACAAAACAAGAUAAUAAAGAAUGUUCCCUCGUAAGACCUACACGACGGGAGAUUUUUAUUUUUUAUUUUUUUACGAUAAAGGAAACAGCUCUAGGGCAACAAAAAGAGUGUAGGAAAAAAAAAGCCCGCUACUCACCGCUCCCGUAAUAGAAAAAAGUAACGACUUCCCUGUGUUUAGUCCACCAAGACGUAACACACUAACAUGUACGAACAGUGUUACGUCUUCUGGCCAUUGCGCGUAUAGCCACACGCAGCGUCGCCAAAUUGCCGUACUCUGAACAUUGUAUUUAUUGUUUUUAGGCGCCAAGACUGUCGUAACCACACAAACAACGAUAGAAAAUUAAAGUCAUCGUUGAAACUGCUAAAUACUGAUGGUUUUCGUUCUUUUUUGCUCUAGUUAUCAACCAGAAACUAUGAGAAUGCAAUGCGUUGAGUACAAUAAUUUGACAUCGCUGGCCACACAUCACCCCCAUGGUAGAUAUUGGCCUGUCUGUGUUCCCCGAUGAUCGCUUGAGGUGUACAGCGACUGCAUUCAUGUGAUAUUAUGUACAUUUUUUUUCAUUUAUCAUGCAUUGGGUUUGUCCGCCAGUUUGUACGCACCUUUCCAAUCCAAACUCAUAUCAGGGACUAUUAUAUUAUGUUUGACUAUGCUCUGUUUACUGUGACGAUUCUUGGGACACGAGGAAAUGCCCACAACAGAAGAUAUGAUUUUCUUCUAUCCUUCAAUACUCAAGCCCAGUCAUACUUCCAUCUCCCAUUAUGGUGAGGGUGGACCAUGUGCUAGUCCUACGCUUGCAUAUUCAAUUUAACUCAUCCCUUUAUCGUUUAUACCUCUCAAAUUCUCUGUUAUCGUAUUUACCUCUCAAAUUCUCUCCCUGAUCUUCCCAUUAUGGUGAGAGUUGUCCAUAUGCUCCUACUCUUGCAUAAUCAAUUUAACUCAUCACUUUAUUGUCUUUAUCCCUCAAGUACUCUCCCAUUAUCUGCCCAUUAUGGUGAGGGUUGUCCAUUUCCUCCUACCCUUGCUCUCUAUCCAUGCAAAUUAACACAACUCACACUUUUACCUCCCUUUUUCUCUCCCUCAAAUACUCUCCCAGUACCUGUUCUUGCUCUCCCUCCCUGCAUAUUUAAGACAACUCACACUGUUAUAUCCCUUUUUCUCUCCCUCAAAUACUCUCCCAGUACCUGUUCUUGCUCUCCCUCCCUGCAUAUUUAAGACAACUCACACUUUUAUAUCCCUUUUUCUCUCCCUCAAAUACUCUCCCAGUACCUGUUCUUGCUCUCCCUCCCUGCAUACUAAAGACAACUCACACUGUUAUAUCUCUUUUUCUCUCCCUCAAAUACUCUACCAGUUCCUGUUCUUGCUCUCCCUCCGUGCAUAUACUAAAGACAACUCACACCUUUACCUCCCUUUUUCUCUCCCUCAAAUACUCUACCAGUACCUUCUCAUCAUAUAUACUAUUCUGUUCUUACUCUUCAUCCCUGCAACUCUCUCUCUCAAAUACUCCACCACCACCUUCCCAUUUUAUUGAGGUUGUUGACUUGCUCCUAUCCUCGCACUCCAUUCCUCUUAUUUCUCUCUCUCUCUUACUUCUUUCUAUUUUGUAUCGCAGCUAAAAAAUUUUCCCAAGCAUUUUUUUAUUAUUUUGGUAACAGUUCAUACUUAUACUGCAGCUUAACUCGCAUGAACUUUUUUUAUUAAUUUGGCAACACUUCAUUUUUAUUCUGCCUAUCAAUUUUUCGAAGCAUUUCUUUUUAUUCGGCAACAGCUUAUAAUUAUACACUACAUCUCGAUUUUCCUAAACAUUUAUUUCAAUUUGGUAACAGUUCAUUUCUCUUCUGCCCCUCAAAUUUUCCAAGUGUUUCUGUGUAUUUUGGCAACAGGUUAUUAUCUUACUGCCACUCAAUUUUCCAAAGCAAUUAUUUUUUCUCUUCUGCCCCUCAAAUUUUCAAAGUAUUUCUGUGUAUUUUGGCAACAGGUUAUAAUCUUACUGCCACUCAGUUUUCCAAAGCAAUUAUUUUUCUCUUCUCCCACUCAAAUUUUUCAAGUAUUUCUGUUUAUUUUGGCAACAGGUUAUAAUCUUACUGCCACUCAAUUUUCCAAGCAAUUAUUUUUCUCUUCUGCCCCUUCAAAUUUUCCAAGUAUUUCUGUUUAUUUUGGCAACAGGUUAUAAUCUUACUGCCACUCAAUUUUCCAAAGCAAUUAUUUUUUCUAUUCUGCCCCUCAAAUUUUCCAAGUAUUUCUGUCUAUUUUGGCAACAGGUUAUAAUCUUACUGCCACUCAAUUUUCCAAAGCAAUUAUUUUUUCUAUUCUGCCCCUCAAAUUUUCCAAGUAUUUCUGUUUAUUUUGGCAACAGGUUAUAAUCUUACUGCUACUCAAUUUUCCAAAGCAAUUAUUUUUUCUAUUCUGCCCCUCAAAUUUUCCAAGUAUUUCUGUCUAUUUUGGCAACAGGUUAUAAUCUUACUGCUACUCAAUUUUCCAAAGCAAUUAUUUUUUCUAUUCUGCCCCUCAAAUUUUCCAAGUAUUUCUGUUUAUUUUGGCAACAGGUUAUUAUUAUCUUACUGCCUCUCAAUUUUCUAAAGCAAUUAUUUUUCUCUGGCAUGAACACUGAUCAAAACGGUGCAUACAAACUGACGGACAAACCCCAAACAUAUAUAUAUUCCAUUUCUUGACAUAGUGCCUCACAUUACCACAUUUUUUACUUGCAUUGCCGUGUCAACAUUCACUCGGUUAACACGACACACACAUACGUAUUGUGAGGGGCAAACGUCGUGUUGUGAAAAGUGAAAACCAAAAGUGACAGCUAAUUAUGUGGUCUGAUCUCCAAAAUCAACAAAUAAAUGGACCACCUGGCAACUCGUGUCAGUGCUACCAACUGUUCAAGCAGAGGGAGCAACUCAAGCAGGGGGAAAAAAAAAAUGCUCGCUAUGUGCUGCUCCUGUAAAGAAACUAGAAUGAGGACAAAAAGAAAGGGUCAGUUUCAGAUGGAGAAAUGUCUCGAUACUCCCCUCCUAUCUCUCAUCUCAGAAAUUAACAAAUAUAAGGACCAGCUGGCAACUCAAGUCAGUGCUACCAACCGCCCGUGUGAUGGCCUGCUGAAUAUACCACAUGUUUAGUCGUCGCCCGAGGUUUUCACAUUUCACGACAUGACUUUUGCUCCUCACUGUACAAUCGACAAAAGAAGUAUCAAACACUCAUGGGUAGAUGGAGUAUAAUUUUAGCGAAAUUCAUAGACUUGGUGUUGUGUCGGUUAGGUUGGUACCAAUGGAUAGAAUAGUCAGUGGUACCAACCUAAGAAACACAACACUAUAUAUUUUUCGCUCAUUUUAUUCGAUCGACCAAUGGGUGUUAUACUUUUUUUGCCGUCUGUACAAGCUGGAUUAUUUGAAGGGAACGUGCAAUGGUGGAGAUUCACACGCUUCACAAAAAGGCGUCAGGCUUCCCGUUCUUUGUUAUCAAGAUGUGAUAGAAAUAGUUUUGUACAUAGACGUGAGGUUCUUGAGUUGCUUACCGAGGCCGUUGAGAGUUUUUAUAUGAGGUUACAUUCUUUAGCUUCUAGGCUUUUCAAUUACUGUUAUCAUCAUUAUUCCAGUCAUGUUAGAAUGUGAAGUUAAGCUUUAAGAAACAGUGUACAGAAGGGUAUUAAUAUGGAUACAUCAUUGUGCUCUAAGCUGCCAUUAGGGGAGAGAGCGAGAUCAUGAGUGUGUGUGUGAGAAUGACGGAAUGAGUGUAAGUGUGAGUGAGUGAGUGUGAGAGCAGGAGUGAGUGUGAGUGAGAGUAACAAUGUGAGUGUGUGUGUGUGUUAGGGGAGAGAGCGAGAUUAAGAGUGUGUGUGUGUGUGUGUGUGUGUGAGAAUGAGUGUAAGUGUGAGUGUGAGAGAGCAGGAGUGAGUGUGAGUUACAAUGUGUGUGUGUGUGUGUGUGUGCGCGCGUACCAGCCACUGUAAACUCUUUUCCGUUGCAUUAUUCAAGUCAUCGUGUCGUACAAGCUGUGCCAAAGUUUCUCUCCCCCUGUGCAAUGAUGGUGUUCCUCUGCCACCAAGAGCUGUGCCUCAAAUGUUACCUGACACACCUUUUAAUCAACCUCGGAAAUGAUGUACGUCAGAUUCUUUAAACAUCAUAUUAGUAUUUAUUGUCAUGUGGCUAGUUGUGGUUUUUAAUUCCGUUUUUAGGAUGGAGUUAGUUAGAAGUGUUGGGUUUUCACAGUUAAUCCGGUAGCUGCGGGGAUCGUGUUUCUUAAAGGCCCCUCUAGGCAAGAAAAAUGAGAAAAAAUCAUCACUCACACCAACCAUUUCAUAAUAUAUAGGGUGAGGUGGACACAACCCGUACUACUAGUGUGAAAAUAUUCAUUAAAAAUCUGCAUUUGCCCUGACAGGCCAAACAAAGAGUGCAUAAUACUCCUCGGGAAAUGGGCUUCCUCUAUGAGUAUCGAUUGAGCUUCCCCAGAUAAUAUUUUAUCUCCAUAGGAAGGUUUCAUUUUUUUUCAAUUGCUGUACGGCUUGUGACCAGGGGGUCACGCCUCGUACACGAGGUGUUCACGGCCUGUACAAUUUUAUAAAUAAGUUUCUUAAAAAUCAGGCUUUGCACCAAGACUCAAACCCAAAUGCCUAAAGUAAUCCUCAGGAUGUGGGCUUCCUUUGAGGUAUCGGUUUAGAUUGUUUGGACUUCCAAUUCUGCAAGUGAUGACAGUGUUUUAACUUGUAAUUUUUAGGUGAUUUUCUAUGCUCGUCAAAUGUAACCAGGCUUUACAUUAAUAUUUUGCUUCCACUAGCUGUACGACUUGUGAACUACCCACAUGUCUGUGUACAGGAUUCCCACGAACACAAAAACUCGGCACAACAAUAUCUUUCCAUGCAGAUAUCUUUUCAAUAUGAUCAUAUUCGCCAUGGAAACCUUCACCAGCAAAGUCAGGACAUAUUCUCAAUCACCAUACACUAUACUAUGAAGCGAGAAAAUUGCAUCAGACAAUUUAAAAACUCGCCUAGCAAUUUCAGGCAUGAGGCUUGGGGCACAAGAUGGCUGCGUCAGCUGUUGGUGUCCCAUUUUCUUUCUUCUGUAGGAAGUGAGACUUUCCCCGAAACUUUGCUUCGACAAGACAGCCUUUGUACAUCUCGUGACCGUGUACGAGUUAUGUCCACCUCACCCUAUCAAAGCAUUUGUGAUUAGUUUAUGCAUCAUCUAUUUUUGGGGAUUUAUAUCAUGGCAAAAAUCUGGCCUGUCGCUGGUACAUGAUAAAGCCACAAAUUUGGCCCGUCGCCGCUACCGGGUUAAUUGACAUAUUACAGAUUGGUUGUGAAAAGACUUAAAAAAAUCAACAAUAACAACUAUCCAUGCCUUGAAAAAUGGGUCAGAAAAGCCAAAACAGCCACAUUACUGUAAAGACUAAUGUGACGUUUACAAAAUCAGGCGGUAUUGCUUGCUACCUGACACACCUUGAUCAACCUGAGAAGUGAUUUAUUGUUUCUAGGAUUCUCAACUCUAUGGAUGGACUAAUGACGUGAUUAAAUGCAUAUUGUUUGGUGGGAUAAAGAAAAACUACCUUAAGACAAACCUGAUUAGUUACGUUUUUUACUUUGUACAAAACAGGUAAGUAAAGGUUAGGGAAAUAUUCUAAUUAUUUAAAGAGAAUGUGCUUUUAAGGCAGUUUAAAGAGUAACUGUUUUAAGAUCAAUUAUGCCUUUUUUUCACUUUGGUCAGUAUUAUAAGAUACUUUCGCUUCUCACAGCUAUUUCUAAAGGUCACAGAGGGGGUCCGUCGGGUUCUAAUGAGUGUUUCUUGAGGUUCACGGUUGAGUGGUGUGAAGAAGGAAUUUUAUGACAUACAAAACUAUUUACUCUUUACUGUGUACGAAACAGGCAAGCAAACAUCAGAACAAUACUAGUUAUUUAAAAGAAAGAUGCAUUGUCGAGUAGUUUAAAGAAGGAAUUUUAAGGCAUACCAAACUGUUUACUCUUUUUACUGUGUACGAAACAGGCGAGCAAACAUCAGGACAAUACCAGUUACUCAGUGAAAGGUGCAAUGUUGGGUAGACUAAAGGAGGGAAGCUGAGAACAUUGUAAACAUUCCAUUGUGAUAAAGAAAUAAAAGUAAUGGAAAGAUGCAA